AUGCCGAUGGAGCCCGCCGUGAAAUCACCGAGAGGAUGGUAUUUCAAGGUUGGUGCUGGCAUCCGCAUACCACCAAACUCACUCAAGCUCAGCAAUUCCUGGGGCGUCGAUUUUAGCAAUGUGUCGAAGAUACCAUCUAUGGGUAACAGAUUCGUGGACUGGAAGGGCAAUGUACUACUGUCUGUCCCAUACAAUGACAUGAGGAGUCGAUAUGGAGCUCCGUACUACUUCCUACAUCGAGCGGAUCUGGUCAAGCUGCUUGCGAAGACAGCACAGCGUAGCCCAAAGAUCGAGCUGAGGAUGGACUGCAGAGUUGCCGGAUACGACUUGGACGCCCCCUCCGUCUCUCUGGCAAACGGGGAAAUGCUGACGGCUGACCUCAUAGUCUGCGCCGAUGGCAUCAAGUCCGCUGUGCGCGAUAGGAUCAACGGCCGUCCUCUCCCACCGCAAGACACCGGCGACGUGGCUUACCGCAUCCUUGUGCCGGCGAAACCUCUUCUCGUCGACCCGGACAUGGCCCAUCUGGUCCAAAAUCCAUGGGCAGUGCACUGGAUGGGACCAGAAGGCCACGCUGUAGGUUACCCGCUUCGAGAUGGCGAGCUCUACAACAUCAUCAUUGACGUUACGCAUUCUUCUGAUCGGGGCGAGCCGUUGCCUGAUGAAGGACACGUGUGGAAGUCUGCACGCAGCAAUAGUGAGCUGGUCGAGCGCUUUAAAGAUUGGUGUCCAGAGGUUCAGAAGUUGUGCGCUAUGACGGGACAAUAUCUUAAAUGGAAGCUUGCCGACUUUGAUUCACUCGAUCAUUGGGUGGGUGAGAGUGGUAAGGUGUGUUUACUGGGCGAUGGCUGUCACCCCAUGAUGCCGUAUAUGGCACAAGGCGCGGCCCAAGCCACAGAAGACGCUGCUGCCCUUGCCGCAGCCCUCCGUCGAAGUUCAAAUAUACCAGGGGCUCUGCAAACGUACGAGCGAGUACGCAAGCCGCGGACAACAUACGUCGCCCGUAACACUAGAGUGCUUCAGGAAUGGUUGCACCUGUAUGAUGGUCCAUAUCGAGAUGAACGAGAUCGAAUGAUGGCCCAGGACGACGAAACAAAUCCGAUAUUCUGGGGUUGGAGCAAGCGGAAGGACUGGUUGUUUGGGUACGAUGCCAGUAAGCUGGAAGAGGAAGAGAUCCCGACGCUACCUCCUAUGCCGCCGGAUGAGGCCCGAGUGUAUCUUGAUAAGCGUGUGCAUUUGAGAAACGAGAGUCGUCUGUAG
Messenger RNA from Saxophila tyrrhenica, 1257 nucleotides. RefSeq lists its product as uncharacterized. Lineage: Eukaryota; Fungi; Ascomycota; Dothideomycetes; Mycosphaerellales; Extremaceae. The record is from RefSeq and is a predicted model, not a curated record. Gene Ontology annotation, molecular function: monooxygenase activity; FAD binding. The transcript has 2 exons. Bases 1 to 1257 code for a protein of 418 amino acids.